AUGACGUUCCAGGCGUACCUAUCGCCGGGCCGAGCACACGCCUACGCGAAGCACGCCAGUCAGCCCCAGCCCUCGCUGCGCCCCUCUGCACAACACGAAUCGAGGGAGCGUCUAUCGUCGCAACAGCACAUAAACAACGCGCCUCGAAUCCUGGCUCGUCGCGAGAACCAAGCUUCCAGAACAACGGCACGCAUGUUCCCUGGAAUCCUGAAACUUGACGGGCACGGAAACCCGCUUGAUCUCCGGAUCCGCCGUUGCAAGUGGGGAUCGGUCCAUUACGUGGUGCCUUGGAGUCUCCACAUAUUGUGA
Parastagonospora nodorum SN15 is the source of this 309-nucleotide messenger RNA. RefSeq lists its product as hypothetical. Lineage: Eukaryota; Fungi; Ascomycota; Dothideomycetes; Pleosporales; Phaeosphaeriaceae. The record is from RefSeq and is a predicted model, not a curated record. The transcript is spliced from 2 exons. The coding region runs from base 1 to 309 and encodes 102 amino acids.